This is a messenger RNA of Lactuca virosa, 1029 nucleotides long. The record is from the annotation of a GenBank genome assembly. Lineage: Eukaryota; Viridiplantae; Streptophyta; Magnoliopsida; Asterales; Asteraceae.
UGAUUUUCCCAUAAGUCUGCUUCCGCUUUUGCUCCUUCUCUAGUCAAAUCCACCUUCCUCCCUCCCCAUUUUCCUCCCCCCUUCCCUUAACCUCCAUUUUUAUAACUCCAAAUCAACACGCACUUCCGGUAAGCCACAACACACAAUCAUGGGUUUUUUGAAAGACGAAAGAAGUAAGAAAGCUUUGAGAGGAUUCAAAACAGUCUUCUUUUUGGUAACCAUGAUUAUAUCGUUUCUGUUCUUCUCUGCUCCGAUACUGUUCGCCGUCGCCGAUGCUUUACUUCCCACAGCUCUAUUAUCGGCUUCUCUUUCAGCGCCGUCGGAUUCUCCGUUCCCUGAUCCCUCACCAGCCUUCUCCUUGCUCCAAACCCUAUCGUCCCAUUUGAGUAACUACGAUUUUCGAUACUCUUUGAUCGAUAUCCCUCUAAUUUCUAUAAUCAGAUCCGCAAUCAUUCUCUGUGUGUAUGGACUAUGCGAUGGUCCGGGCCUAUCAAGGGGUCCAUACUUGGGAAUUACGACUGUUUGUUCGGUGGUUUCUUUGUUGUUUGUAUCGGUAAAAGCGUCGUAUGUGUUCGGCGGCAGAAGUAGCGGUUUCUCCGCAGCGGAGGUGGCUUUAUUUAUUUGUUCGCUUUCGUUGGCCAUUGGCCACAUCGUGGUGGCUUACCGGACUAGUUGCAGAGAACGACGCAAGCUUCUUGUCUACAAAAUCGACGUCGAAGCUGUGUCGACAUUCAAGAAUGGGUUUCCAAGCCCAGAUUCACAUUUACAAGUUUCAGGUUUUCCGAAGGAGAACAGUAAUUUGAUGGUCAGAUAUGAAGAGAUAUAUAGAUGAUCCUCUAUUAUAUACACGAUUAAGAUUAAGUUUGGGUACAUAUAUUGUAAACUACGGGUUUUAUUGUGUUUUUUUCUUUUAUCUUAUAGAAAUGGAGGUACAAGUAUCGGGUUUGAUCUGUCUUCCAUGAAAAAAACAUGUAUAGAUUUUUUUUCAUGUUUAUUAGAUGAUGAAAUAUUCACACACAAUUUUGUCAA